This is a messenger RNA of Haliotis rubra (blacklip abalone), 711 nucleotides long. Its product is annotated as putative carbonic anhydrase 2. The record is from RefSeq and is a predicted model, not a curated record. The transcript has 2 exons. Lineage: Eukaryota; Metazoa; Mollusca; Gastropoda; Lepetellida; Haliotidae. Bases 1 to 711 code for a protein of 236 amino acids.
AUGGAAGGAGGAAAUGGAAGGGAAAGGAAGAAGGAUGGAAGGAGGAAGUGGAGGAAGGAAGGUGGAAGGAAGGAAGGAAGGAAGGAUGGACAGAUGGUGGAAGGAAAGGAAGGGAGAGGGAAGGGAUGGAAGGACAGAUGGGAAUCGACAUCAUACGGUGGAAAAAGCCGACACGACGACCGACCACAUGGAGACGACGACAGGAAGGGAGAAGGACGAGACGACCGACGACACGACCGGAGAAUGGAGGACGACGAUGGAGGAAUGACGACACCGGAAGGACGACACGACGACACGAUGGAAGACACGACACACGAGACAAAACGAAGGAAGGAGACGACGACACGACACCGGAGAAGACGACGACGACGACGACGACGACAACAGGAGACAGAGACGACGACACUGACGACAUGGACAAGGAAAGGAGACGACAGUGGAGAAGAUGGUGCAGGAAAUGAGACGACGACCGAGAAGAAGGAAGACGACGGCAGUGAAAUGGAGAAUGGAAGGAGAAAUGGAGACGACGACAUGGACGGAGACGACGACAGAAUGGAGAAGGAGGAAGGAGAGUGGACGACACGGAGAAGGAAACGUGGAAAGGACAAGGAAGGAAAAGGAGACGACGACAGUGGAUGGAGGAAGACGGAAGGAACGGAGGACGACCGACACGACGCAGAACGGAAAGGACGGACACACAGGAGAAGGUGA